Psilocybe cubensis is the source of this 1110-nucleotide messenger RNA. RefSeq lists its product as uncharacterized. Gene Ontology annotation, molecular function: oxidoreductase activity, acting on NAD(P)H as acceptor. NCBI's taxonomy places the organism in Eukaryota, Fungi, Basidiomycota, Agaricomycetes, Agaricales, Agrocybaceae. The transcript is spliced from 10 exons. Bases 1 to 1110 code for a protein of 369 amino acids. The record is from RefSeq and is a predicted model, not a curated record.
AUGAUGGCGACAUCAUAUUCUAAAAAUGGGUGGACCCUUGUGAAGUUCGAUCUAAAUUACCAUGCCGCUCAUUAUGCACCUGAGUUUCCACGCCUGGCAGAUGUGUGGCUUUCGUCGCUUCGUCAGCUAUCUCCUUGUCUUCAAACCUUGACGACGCACCUGAAGUAUUACUCUCCACCAACGCCCAGUGAAUCGAAGAUGCCUUGGGACAUUAUUAAGUUUAACGAUGGCAAUCAAAUUCCAGGUAUUGGCUUCGGAACCUGGAAAAUCCCAGUCGGUGAUACAACAGUCGACCAGGUUGACCAGGCUAUCUCGGUCGGAUUCAAUCACAUCGAUACUGCUCAGGCGUAUAGGAAUGAAGAGGAGGCGGGCAAGGCGAUUCAUGAGAGUGGACUCAAACGAGACGAGAUUUUCAUCACUACCAAGUACAGCGGACUCAAUGGCCUGGACAUUGAGACUUCCAUCAAGAACAGCUUGAAGAAUUUGGGUGUGCAGUACAUUGAUCUUUACCUCAUCCACCACCCUCGUCUCGCUGUCCCGGAUAUUCCCACUGCGUGGAGGCAAAUGGAAGGUCUCAAAAACGCGGGCCUUGUUAAGAGCAUUGGGAUAAGCAACUUUGAAAUCGAACAUGUAGAUACUUUAUUGGCUUCUGCGAAGAUUGUUCCCGCCGUGAACCAGAUCAUUCUACAUCCAUAUGCCUACAAGCGACAGGCACCUCUUCUGGAAUAUCUAAACGAAAAGGGCAUAGUGUACGAGGCCUAUAGUCCGCUGAUUCCAGUCACACAAUUCCCUGGGGGCCCUGUUGAUAAACCCGUUAAAGCAGCUGCCAAACGUCUCAACGCGACAGAUGACCAAAUUUUGCUGGCCUGGGCCAAGGCGAAAGGUGCUGUGGUCCUAACCUCGAGUUCCAAGAAGUACAGACUCGAAGGUUACCUCGAAGCCGGCGACCUAGUUCUCACCGAUGAUGAAAUCAAAGCUAUCGACGACGCUGGCGCGAAGGGUACGCGUAUCUUCACCGCUCGCACCAUUGUUCGACGAACAGCUGCAGUUCUCUUUGCUGGCGCUAUUGCCCUGGGUGUUUGCUCGUAUUUGGGCAUCGACGUCGUCUAA